Molecule: messenger RNA, 5346 nt
Organism: Acanthopagrus latus (yellowfin seabream)
Lineage: Eukaryota; Metazoa; Chordata; Actinopteri; Spariformes; Sparidae
Product: NLR family CARD domain-containing protein 3-like
Exons: 11
Coding region: 1460-4897 (1145 amino acids)
Molecular function (GO): protein binding
Source: RefSeq, a predicted model, not a curated record
AAUAUGUACAAUGAACUCUGUAGGUAUAAUUUGCAUUAUUAUCUGUACCAUCUAAUUAUUCCACAACAAGGUCACCAGGUAAAAAAAAAAGAUGUAUAGUUAACUGAACAUAAUUUAUGGUAAAAUAAUGUGUAUGGCUCCAUAUUGUACUUAAAAAAAUACACUAAACUGUUUGGUCAAAAGGUUUUUACAGUUUAAUCAGAACAACUUGAAUAUCACUGAAGCAUCAGGCACAAACCGUCAUGAUGUAACGCGACAACGAGAAGAAGAAAAAUCAGGAAAAGGAAAUGAAACCUGAGUAAUUUAGAGACUUACGUUAAAACACAGUUGAAGCUUUGAAUUACAGUAAAGUGACACUGACAUGGUUUAUUCUGAAAGGCCACUUACACAUAUACUGUGUAACAGCCUUUACUAUGUUGAUGAUAAAUAGUGAAGUGUCAUAUUGUGUCCAUCAUACUUCACUAAUCUCUGUGUUAAAAAUAGAACAAUAUUAUUUAACUGUGGAGUUAAAACAUCAUCUUAACAUUAAUAUGAAACAAAAAAAUCAAUCUAAUAUCUUUCCUGUGUGAAAAGAAUAUAUCAGUUGUUUUUUUUCUUCAGGCUUUUCUUUCAGAGCCUCUAAAUAAAAUAUUUUUUCCUAAUUUAUAUUAUUUCAUUUAUAUUAUUUACUGUUUAUGUGGCCACCAACUAAACUCCCUGACAAUUUAUUGUAUUUAUGACAAUCAUCUGCCAAAGUAACCUUCACUUGUAUGAUCUGCUUAAAAACGGACUCUGUAGAAUCGCGUUAGAAAUAUUAAAACGUGUCACACAUUCUACCGUAAAUACAAACAGCAGGCGUCAAAUAAUCAUUGAAUAGUUCCCACCGACCAUCGCAUCGUACUUUUGCUUGAAAUGCUGAUGACUGGUGAAUAUCUGGAACAGGGUCGACACAACAACUAAAAUAAAAAAGUUAUUUGAGAGUUAAGUUUUACAAAAUUUCAAAGGGAAUCUGGCUGUGGAUGUGAAAUCUGCAGCCACAGACGAGAUUAUUGAUUUUGGAUCAUCAGACUAACUGCAGCUGCGUCCUCUGACUGGAUUCAGUCGACUGGGGGGGAAAACAGGAACAUUUAAGAUGUUGAGGAGCUUUAAAAAGUCAGGAAAGAGAAGUGGAAAGAGGAUCGUGAAUGUCUUUUUUUUUAGAUGAGACACUGCAGCUCAACAACAGCUGAGGAGGAGAAGUAUUUACAGACGUUUUAUAUCGACAUGAACUAACAAACUUCAGUCAGCUACACAAAAAGGAUUUCUCUCAUCACAUGUAACUGUUACCUCAAGUUGUACUCAUACUAGUGGAAGGAACAGUGUACAUUUGAUAGAGCUGUGACUGGAGAUAACCUGUGUUUAUUAGGUGACUAAUAGUAAUUAUGGGAAAUAUCAUGUGAUCUCUCUGUGCAGGUGUUUGUGUGCAGGUGUGUCUUCAGCUAUGAAUCAGUGUGAGCAGACUCCCUCUAAAUCCACUCUGUGUGGGGAACAUGACGGCUGGACCAAAGCUCAGAGCCCAGAACAGCAGCACCCACCUGACUCACCUGCACCUGAAUCUGAACACAGCUGUGUGACCGUGAUGAGCGACGUGUCGAUGGAGCCUCCUCUAGCUUUUAGGAAAUCUGACGCUGGAAGGUGUUUGUGUGCAGGUGUGUCCUCAGCUAUGAAUCAGUGUGAGCAGACUCCCUCUAAAUCCACUCUGUGUGGGGAACAUGACGGCUGGACCAAAGCUCAGAGCCCAGAACAGCAGCACCCACCUGACUCACCUGCACCUGAAUCUGAACACAGCUGUGUGACCGUGAUGAGCGACGUGUCGAUGGAGCCUCCUCUAGCUUUUAGGAUAUCUGAUGCUGGAAGAGUUGACAAGGAGGACUCAGAGGUUCAGCAUCAGACACACCUGGACUCCAUACUUACGACGCUGGAGGAGAACAUUGUCACUUUUGUGAAGAGCGAGCUGAAGAAGAUCAAGAGUGUUCUGAAUCCAGAUUACCCAGAAUGCUUAGAGAGUCAGAGGGAGGAUAAGGAGGUGUUGGACGCUGAAGAUGAAGAGCAGAAGAGUAAGAGCAGAGAGGCAUUUCUAAAGAUCGCACUGCACUUCCUGAAGAGCAUGAAGCAGGAGGAGCUGGCUGACUGUCUGCAGAGCAGAUAUCCUGUUCCAGUUUGUUUCCAGCGUAAACUUAAAUCCAGCCUGAAGGAGAAGUUCCAGUGUGUGUAUGAGGGAAUCGCGAAAGCAGGAAACCCGACGCUUCUGAAUCAGAUCUACACAGAGCUCUACAUCACAGAGGGAGGGACUACAGAGGUCAAUAAACAAAAUGAGGUCAGACAGAUUGAAACCGCAUCCAGGAAACCAGACAGAACAGAAACAACAAUCAGACAUGAAGACAUCUUUAAACCCUCACCGGGAAGAGGUCAGCAAAUCAGAACAGUGAUGACGAAGGGAGUGGCUGGCAUCGGGAAAACAGUCUUGACGCAGAAGUUUACUCUGGACUGGGCUGAAGACAAAGCCAACCAGAACAUACAGUUCACAUUUCCAUUCACUUUCAGAGAGCUGAAUGUGCUGAAAGGGAAACAGUACAGCUUGUUGGAACUUGUUCAUCAUUUCUUCAGUGAAACCAAAGAAGCAGGAAUGUGCAGGCUUGAAGAGUUCCAGGUUGUGUUCAUCUUUGACGGUCUGGAUGAGUGUCGACUUCCUCUGGACUUCGACCACAAUCAGAUCCUGACUGAUGUUACAGAGUCCACCUCGGUGGAUGUGCUGCUGACAAACCUCAUCAGGGGGAAACUGCUUCCCUCUGCUCGCCUCUGGAUAACCACACGACCUGCAGCAGCCAAUCAGAUCCCUCCUGAGUGUGUUGACAUGGUGACAGAGGUCAGAGGGUUCACUGACCAACAGAAGGAGGCAUACUUUGUGAAGAGAUUCAGGGACAAGAAGCAGGCCAGCAGAAUCAUCUCCCACAUCAAGACAUCACGAAGCCUCCACAUCAUGUGCUACAUCCCAGUCUUCUGCUGGAUCACUGCUACAGUUCUGGAGGAUGUGUUAAAGAACAAAGAGGGAGGAGAGCUGCCCAAGACCCUGACUAAGAUGUACAUCCACUUCCUGGUGGUUCAGUCCAAACGGAAGAACGUGAAGUAUGCCAGAGGAGCUCUGACGGAUCCACACUGGAAAACAGACAACAGGGAAACAAUUGAGUCUCUUGGAAAACUGGCUUUUGAGCAGCUGCAGAAAGGCAACUUGAUCUUCUAUGAAUCAGACCUGACAGAGAGUGGCAUCGAUAUCACAGAAGCCUCAUUGUACUCAGGAGUGUUCACACAGAUCUUUAUAGAGGAGAGUGGGCUGUACCAGGACAAGGUGUUCUGCUUCGUCCAUCUGAGCGUACAGGAGUUCCUGGCUGCUCUUCAUGUUCAUCAGGCAUUCAUCAACUCUGGAGUCAAUCUGCUGUCAGAACAAGCACCAUCCUCCCCAAAGUACAACUCUGCAGAACCACACUUCUAUCAGAGUGCUGUGGACAAGGCUUUACAGAGUCUAAAUGGACACCUGGACUUGUUCCUCCGCUUCCUCCUGGGUCUGUCACUGGAGACCAAUCAGAAACUCCUGCGAGGCCUGCUGACACAGACGGGUAGUAGUUCACAGACCGGUGAGGAAACUGUCCAGUACAUCAAGAAGAGGAUCAGUGAGAAUCUGUCUGCAGAGAAAAGCAUCAAUCUGUUCCACUGUCUGAAUGAACUGAAUGAUUGUUCUCUAGUGGAGGAGAUCCAACAGUACCUGAGAUCAGGAAGUCUCUCCACAGAGAAACUGUCUCCUGCUCAGUGGUCAGCUCUGGUCUUCAUCUUACUGUCCUCAGAAAAAGAUCUGGACGUGUUUGACCUGAAGAAAUACUCGGAUUCAGAGGAGGCGCUUCUGAAGCUGCUGCCAGUGGUCGAAGCCUCCAACAAAGCUCUACUGAGUGGCUGUAACCUCUCAGAGACAAGCUGUGAAGCUCUGUCUUCAGUUCUCAGCUGUGAGUCCUCUUGUCUGAGAGAGUUGGACCUGAGUAACAACAACCUGAAGGAUGCAGGAGUGAAGCUGCUGUGUGCUGGACUAAAGAGUCGACACUGUACGCUGGAAACUCUCAGGCUGUCAGGCUGUCUGAUCACAGAAGAGGGCUGUGGUUUUCUUGCAUCAUCUCUGAGAGCAAACCCGUCUCAUCCGAGAGAGCUGGACCUGAGCUACAAUCAUCUCGGAAAAUCAGGAGUGGAGAUACUCUCUGCUGGACUGAAGGAUCCAAAAUGGAACCUGGACACUCUCAGGGUGGAGCCUGGUGGAGUUGAAUGGUUGCAACCAGGGCUGAAGAAGUAUUUCUGCGAACUCAAGCUCGACACAAACACAGUGAACCAAAAGAUCGAACUGUCCGACAACAACAAGCUGAUGUCCCAUGUGGAGGAGGAUCAGUCGUAUCCCGAUCAUCCAGACAGAUUUGACCACUGGCCUCAGCUGCUGUGUAGUAAUGGUCUGACUGGUCGCUGUUACUGGGAGGUGGAGUGGAGCGGCAGAAUCCACAUAGCGGUGACUUACAGAGGAAUCAGCAGGAAAGGAAACGGACACGAGUGCUUGUUUGGGAGGAACGAUCAGUCGUGGAGUCUGGUCUGCUCCGAUACUAUCGGUUACUCCGUGUGGCACAAUAACAAAUCCACAUACAUCACCACCUCCGCCCCCUCCUCCGGCUCCGACAGAGUAGCGGUGUACAUGGACCAUCCUGGCGGCACGCUGUCGUUCUACAGAGUCUCCUCUGACUCACUGAUCCUCCUCCACACCUCCAACACCACGUUCACAGAACCUCUUUAUCCUGGGUUCAGGUUCUGGUCGGACAGGCCUGGUUCCUCAGUGGCUCUGUGUUCUCUGUAGAAGACCAUCAAUCUCUCAGUGGUUUUAAGAGUAGUCGGAGCAGGUGAGGGGACCUGAGCUGGACUGGACAAAUAUCUUGAACUUGUGUUGUAUCUUUAUUUAAAGUCUCUGACUAUAUGUUUCCAGUCAGUCAGUUAGUUUCAGUAUAUAUUUAUCACCCUUCAGUCCGUUACACUAGUUAUUGUUUGAAUAUUGUGGUCAUGUUUACUUCAUUAAGAGAGUUUGUCUGGUUUGAACGGUUCAUUCAUGGAUGGAUCCGAUCAUGCAGUUACAUAUUCGCCUAUUGAGCUACGCAAUUCUCAGAGCAGAGUGGUGAGAAUUAAAAUGUUAUUUACUUAUUUAUUGUUUUUUUUAAAUGUAUGCCCAUCUCCAUGUCAGUAUCCCCUUUGCUGCCUUAACAAUGCAACUCUUUCCCUGUUGUGGGACUCAUAAAGGAAUAUGUUAUCUCA